Messenger RNA from Peromyscus maniculatus bairdii (prairie deer mouse), 2827 nucleotides. Lineage: Eukaryota; Metazoa; Chordata; Mammalia; Rodentia; Cricetidae. The record is from RefSeq and is a predicted model, not a curated record.
GUUCAUGUGUCAGGAGCCAAGAAGAAGAGAGAAGAAGUAUCUCUGGGGAUUUGCUCUAAGCACCUAAGACCAUAGCAUCUUUGGUCAGAAAGAAGGUUAUUCAGAGUUCUCAGGAGCUAGCUGGGCUCUCAUACCUCCCCUGUGGCAACUAUGGGCCAUUUUCAACAGGGACAGUGCCAUGGUGACCCAAAUGCCUGAGUGCCACUCACCUCCAAAGAGCAAGGAGUCUGAAAAGUGGCAGUGACAGAAGAGGAGACUCUUGCGGCUGAAGCUGCGGUGCAUGAGGCGGAGGAAGGAGGCUCCUAACUGGUGCCACAUACAUCAGAUGGAUGGUCUCUAGCCUGCUUCCAAACCCGCCCUCGGCUGAGUGCUGGGCAGCACUUCUACAUGAUCCUAUGACGCUUGAUAUGGACGCAGUCCUGUCAGACUUUGUUCGGUCCACGGGGGCAGAACCUGGUCUGGCCAGAGACCUGCUGGAAGGCAAAAACUGGGACCUGACAGCUGCGCUGAGUGACUAUGAGCAGCUCCGACAGGGGCACACAGCCAACCUGCCACAUGUGUUCAAUGAAGGGAGGUGUGCCAAGCAGCCCGAGCGAGAACUGCCCCAGCCUGGGCACAAGGUGGAGCGUCCCUGCCUGCAGAGACAGGACGAGAUUGCUCAAGAGAAGCGCCUUUCCCGGGGGAUUUCCCACGCCAGCUCAGCCAUUGUCUCCCUGGCCCGAUCCCACGUGGCAAAUGAAUGUAACAAUGAGCAGUUCCCACUGGAGAUGCCCAUCUACACCUUCCAGCUGCCGGACCUGAGCGUGUACAGCGAGGACUUCAGGAGCUUUAUCGAGCGGGACCUGAUCGAGCAGGCCACCAUGGUAGCUCUGGAGCAGGCAGGUCGCCUGAACUGGUGGUCUACUGUGUGCACGAGCUGUAAAAGGCUUCUUCCUUUGGCCACGACAGGGGAUGGGAACUGCCUCUUACACGCCGCCUCACUGGGAAUGUGGGGCUUUCACGACCGGGACCUGGUUUUGCGGAAAGCUCUCUACACCAUGAUGAGGACAGGUGCUGAGCGGGAAGCCCUGAAGCGGAGGUGGAGAUGGCAACAGACACAGCAGAACAAGGAGUCAGGGCUGGUGUACACUGAGGAGGAAUGGGAGCGAGAGUGGACAGAGCUGCUAAAACUGGCCUCCAGCGAGCCUCGCACACACUUCAGCAAGAAUGGCAGCGGCACGGGUGGUGGUGUGGACAACUCUGAGGACCCUGUGUAUGAAAGCCUGGAAGAGUUCCAUGUCUUCGUCCUAGCCCACAUACUACGGAGACCCAUUGUGGUGGUGGCAGACACCAUGCUAAGAGACUCCGGUGGCGAAGCGUUUGCACCCAUCCCAUUUGGAGGGAUCUACCUGCCCUUGGAGGUGCCUCCCAACAGGUGCCACUGCUCGCCCCUGGUCCUGGCCUACGAUCAAGCGCACUUCUCAGCCCUUGUGUCUAUGGAACAGAGAGACCAGCAGAGAGAACAAGCCGUCAUCCCCUUGACGGAUUCGGAGCACAAGCUGCUGCCCCUGCACUUUGCGGUGGACCCGGGAAAGGACUGGGAGUGGGGGAAAGACGACAACGACAACGCCCGGCUAGCCCACCUCAUCCUAUCCCUAGAAGCCAAGCUGAACCUUCUACACAGCUACAUGAAUGUGACGUGGAUCCGCAUCCCCUCCGAGACCCGGGCUCCUCUUGCACAGCCAGAGUCUCCAACUGCCUCGGCAGGGGAGGAUGUGCACUCCCUGGCCGAAUCGCUGGACUCGGACCGCGACUCUGUGUGCAGCAACUCCAACAGCAAUAACGGCAAGAACGGUAAGGACAAGGAGAAGGAGAGACAGCGCAAGGACAAGGACAAGACGCGCGCGGACUCCGUGGCCAACAAGCUGGGCAGCUUCAGCAAGACGCUGGGCAUCAAGCUGAAGAAAAACAUGGGCGGGCUGGGCGGCCUGGUGCACGGUAAGAUGGGUCGCGCCAACUCUGCCAACGGCAAGAACGGCGACAGCGCCGAACGCAGCAAGGAGAAGAAGUCCAAGUCGCGCAAAGGCAGUAAAGAGGAAUCGGGGGCGUCAGCUAGCACCUCGCCGUCGGAGAAGACCACGCCGUCGCCCACGGACAAGGCGGCGGGAACGUCGCCGGCCGACAAGGGCAGCGGGCCAAGGGGCGACGCCUGGAAGUACAGCACGGACGUGAAGCUGAGCCUCAACAUCCUGCGCGCCGCCAUGCAGGGCGAGCGCAAGUUCAUCUUCGCCGGCCUGCUGCUCACCAGUCACCGGCACCAGUUCCACGAGGAGAUGAUCGGCUACUACCUGACCAGCGCGCAGGAGCGCUUCAGCGCGGAGCAGGAGCAGCGGCCUGAGUGCGGCCGCGGAGGCCCCGGGCCCGCGCAGCGGCGCUGCCAGCGAGAGAACUGCGCGUUCUACGGGCGCGCCGAGACCGAGCACUUCUGCUCCUACUGCUACCGCGAGGAGCUGCGACGGCGGCGCGAGGCGCGCGCUGCGCGGCCCUGAGCCGCCCAGGACUGCUUUUUUUCCAUCCUGUGGGUCUUUUUUUACUUGCUCUGGUCAGCCGAAGGGCCGGCGCCUCCUCGGUCAGUGCCGUGUACGUGUUUGGUCAAACGUUCCUAAUGGUGCCUGAACCUACACUGAUGCCACUCAGGUAGUAGACGGAUAGGAAACAAGUCAUACUGUUGGAAGUGGGUGUGCUAGCCUAGCAUCUGCCUCGUACCUGUGGAAACUCAAUAGCCAUUGCAAGAGUAUUUUUGUUCCUCUAUACGAGAAAUAAAGAAAAUCGCAGCCCUUUGUUUUUA